This is a messenger RNA of Anopheles coustani, 1644 nucleotides long. RefSeq names its product WW domain-binding protein 11. Bases 67 to 1569 code for a protein of 500 amino acids. The transcript has a single exon. The record is from RefSeq and is a predicted model, not a curated record. Lineage: Eukaryota; Metazoa; Arthropoda; Insecta; Diptera; Culicidae. Gene Ontology annotation, cellular component: spliceosomal complex. Gene Ontology annotation, biological process: mRNA cis splicing, via spliceosome.
GUCUACCGAAAAAGUUGUCUAAAUCUGUAUUUUAAAGUGAAGCAGGCACCAAAAGCGUAAGCAACCAUGGGUCGCCGUUCGAUCAACACCACGAAGAGUGGGAAGUACAUGAACCCCACGGAUCAGGCCCGAAAAGAAGCGCGCAAGAAGGAGUUGAAGAAAAACAAAAAACAACGGCAAAUGGUCCGCGCCGCGGUUCUCAAAGGCAAGGACCCGGCACAGCUGAUCGAGGAGAUGGAAAAGAUCGACGAGAUGGAGUUCAACGUGUACCAACCGUCCCCGCUAAACGAGAAGGUGCUCAAAGAGAAGCGCAAAAAGCUAAAGGAAACGCUCGACCGGGUGAUGCGGCUGUAUCAGGCGGACGAUCCGGAACUGUGGGCCGACCUGAAAAGGAAGGAAGUGGACUACGAAAAGCGCCGGAAUAAACGGAUCCAGUACUACGAAAGUGUCCGCCACGCGGAGCAAGUGCAGGUGGACGAUAUUCCGCUCCCCUCGUCCACCGAUACUCCGACACCGCUGUCCAUCCCGCGAAUACCGAUGCCGCCGAACGUACUUCCUCCGAAUAUCGCCCCACCCCUGCGGAUGGCUCCUCCACCGGUGCCAUUGCUAAAGAAACCGAUUGACAACCCGCUCGAACCCUCGGAACCGGUCGAUGACGACGAUGGUAUACCGGGCUGUCCGCCCGGUCCACCACCGGAUCUGUUCGAUAUGCCCGAGUUGGACUACGAUCUGGACAAGUUCCACGAGGAAACCGCAAAGAGUGUUAAAUUCUACGACGAUGCUGAUUCCAAGGAUCACUCGGAGGAAUCGGACGGUGGUGAGAAGCAGGUGAAGCAACCGAACACGGUCCAACAGAAAAUGCUCGCCCUUUCCGGCCAGAACAUUGACGAUUUCAUGAAAGAGAUGGAAAGCGUGCAGAAAAAGAAGGAACAAUCGACACCGGCCGAUGUGCCGUCGCUUGCUUCGAUUCCGACGCCUUCGUCUGCACCACCGCCACUUCCCAAUCCUGCCCCUCCUCCAGAUGCUGCCAUGCCAAAAUUCAUGCCAAUGCCACCCUCUUCGAUCCCCCUCCCCGGUCCACCGGGUCCAAUGCAGCCGCUGAUGAUCAGACCACCUCCGUUGCGACCACCGGGUAUGUCGGGUCUACCCGCCGGUCUCCGAAUGCCCGGUCGUCCCGGAAUUCCAGGUGGACCACCACCGGGUCUACCGCCUCGCAUGGGCAUCCGUAUGCCACCUGGCCCUCCAGCUGGACCUCCGCCGAAACACAUCCAGCAGCAGCGUAGCAUGCAGCUGCAUCAUCAGCAAACCCAACAGCAACUGCUGCAACAGAAAGAUCCCAAAAGUGCAACCAUCUCGGCGAAACCGCAGAUCCGUAAUCUCAGCGCGGACGUCACACGAUUCCUGCCGAGUGCCCUGCGAGCGAAGAAGGACGAGGUGCGGAAAGCAAAACCACCGGCGAGACCGGUGCAUGAUCAGCACGAUCACCGGACGGUGCCGGCGGACGCCUCAAAGCCCACGAAGGACGACGCUUACCUACAGUUUAUGCGCGAAAUGGAAGAUUUACUUUGAGAACCAUAAGCCUAAGGAUAGCGUUUCAAUAAUCUUUUGUCACUUGUAUGUUAGCGCUAGUAAUAAACCUUAAGA